AUGAAAUAUUUAUGGUUUGUGUUUUGUUUCUUUGUGUGCAGAGCAUCCGGACCAGAUGAAGAUGCUGUCCAAGAAAUUCCAAUGGAGGCACAAAUGCUAAGUGGUGAAGCGCUCGUCGAAUACCUCAGAAUAAAUCAAAACCUCUUUGAGGUCAAUUCUGAUCCGACGCCUGGUUUUGAGCUCAAAUUGAUGGAUAUAAAAUUCGAGAAUCAGGUUUCAAACCCUGUCCUCAAAGACGAUCCCGACCCAGGAAACGAUAUACCGGAGAACUACGAUCUUCGAACUAUCUGGCCCAACUGUUCCUCGCUAUUUACAAUCCGUGAUCAAGCAAACUGCGGCUCAUGCUGGGCUGUCUCAACGGCAUCAGCAAUUUCGGACCGUAUCUGCAUAGCAACUAAAGGAGAAAAACAGGUAUAUAUCUCUGCUAGUGACAUUGUGACAUGCUGUACAACACAGUGCGGCAGCGGAUGUAAUGGAGGCUGGGCCUACAAAGCUUGGGAGUACUUUGUUGAAGAUGGAAUUGUCUCCGGAGGACAUUAUCAUAGUAAGGGUUGCUGUCGUCCUUAUCCGCUUCAUCCAUGUGGACACCACGGAAACGAUACCUACUAUGGAGAAUGUCCUGAAAAGGCGAAAACCCCAGCCUGCAAAAGGAGAUGCCAACCUGGUUUCAGGAAACCAUACAGGUUGGACAAGCUAUAUGGCAAGGACGUUUAUAUGCUACCGAAAUCGAUUGAAGCUAUACAAAGGGAUAUUAUGGAGAAUGGGCCGGUUGUUGCCUCUUUUAAAGUUUAUGAGGAUUUCAGACACUACAAAUCAGGAAUCUAUAAGCACACCGCUGGUCAGCUUCAAGGCUACCAUGCAGUGAAAAUGAUCGGAUGGGGAAAGGAAAAUGGUACAGACUACUGGCUCAUCGCUAACUCGUGGCAUGAUGACUGGGGUGAGAAAGGUUUAUAUCUCUGCCACUGACAUUUUGUCAUGCUGCUGUGGUCUCGGGAGGACCUGCCAAGCUGGUCUAAGAAACAGUACAGGUUGGACAAGCGAUAUGGUGAGCACAAAACUUUCCGGAUCUGA
Messenger RNA from Haemonchus placei, 1071 nucleotides. Lineage: Eukaryota; Metazoa; Nematoda; Chromadorea; Rhabditida; Trichostrongylidae. The record is from the annotation of a GenBank genome assembly.